This is a messenger RNA of Colius striatus (speckled mousebird), 3420 nucleotides long. It is a transcript of the gene ANLN, whose product is annotated as anillin, actin binding protein. NCBI's taxonomy places the organism in Eukaryota, Metazoa, Chordata, Aves, Coliiformes, Coliidae. Bases 67 to 3420 code for a protein of 1117 amino acids. Gene Ontology annotation, cellular component: actomyosin contractile ring. Gene Ontology annotation, biological process: mitotic cytokinesis; septin ring organization; actomyosin contractile ring assembly. The record is from RefSeq and is a predicted model, not a curated record. The transcript is spliced from 25 exons.
UUUCUUGCCACUGUCGGGCGGCUUCAGGCAGCGGACGCAGCGCGGGCAGCGCCAACAGCGGCAGCGAUGGACCCGUUCACUGAGAAACUCCUUGAAAGGACCCGUGCCAGGCGAGAGAACCUGCAGAAGAAAAUGGCUGAGCGGCCCAAGAUGGGGGCAAGACCCACAAUGCAGAACAAGAGGGUCAGGGAGCCUUUACUAGAAACUGGUAACCAGGCACCUCUUCCUGGUGAUGAAGUGAAAACUGGUACAAAGCCAUCACCGUCAAAGAGGCUCUGCCCUGACAAUAUUGAGACCCAGUCUACCAGUUCAGAGAAUGUACAGCCGGUUCCUUCAAGUUCCACCAGCCCUCAUCCUCCUGAGACAACUUCAGAGCUGCACGUAGCAGCUUCGAACAAGGCUUCCUUGGUUCAGCCUCUUGAGAAAGGAAAAACAGAGUCAGAAACUCCUGCAGCCCUUUCAGUCAAAACCCGUAUGCAGAAAUUGGCAGAGCAGCGCCGCUGCUGGGAUAGCGAAGAUCCCUCUGAAUGUGUUCCUCUGUCUCCCCUCCUGUCAAAAGAUCGUCCUGUUUCUCCACCUAAGCAGACAUCUAAUGCCCUGGCAAGCGAUACCCCUAUUGGGAGAAGAGGCCGUUUAGCUAACCUUGCUGCUACCAUUGGUUCCUGGGAAGAUGACCUAAGUCAUCCAUCUGCAAAGCAAAACAAUGCACAAGAACAGCCUGGCACUACUUGUUUAUCCAAAUUGUCCACUACAAGUGGAGCAUCUGCUAGAAUCAAUAGUAGCAGUGUAAAGCAGGAAGCUGCAUCCUGUUCUCAAAGGCUCGUUGAGGAUUCUAUUAAUAAACCAGUGGACUCAAAGAUAGCGGAUCCAAACAAUUUAACACGGUCCUCAGGAGUCACUGUUCCCUCUUCUAAAGAAUCUGAAGUGAGACAAACCCUAAAAGAGAAUCCCUGCAGCCCUCAGAAAACUGAGAAGUGCACACAAAAAGCAAAAUCAACUUUACCUCCACCAGUUCAGUCCAAAGAAGAGCCAGUCAAAGGAACACAUGUACAACUUGAACCUAAGGGUAAACCCGCAACACCAGGGGGAUCAGGAAUUAAGCCCUUCCUGGAACGCUUUGGGGAACGCUGUCAAGAACGUAGCGCACGGAGCCCUGCUACGAGUACUCCAGGGUGCAAAACACCCAUUGUUACCCCAAAUACAAGGACAAUCCAGGAGAGGCUACUCAAACAAAAUGAAAAUUCCUCUACUGCCAGUUUAGCACUUCAGCUUAAACAGGAACGUGAACGAGAACUCGCAUGCCUUCGUGGCCGCUUUGAUAGGGGCAAUCUGUGGAGCGCAGAGAAAGGUGAAAGCUCAAAAAGAAAACUUCCAGAAGCUAAAAUGGAAAGCCAAUCUCAGGCUAGUCCAAAACAUCAUCCUAGUUCAGAUGCUACAGCUUUUGGAUCAGCAGAAGACACACCAGCAGGUGACAAGCCAGUAAAGUCUCCCACUGUGGAGUCUUCAGAUGCUCCUAAAGGUGAAGAGACUGAUAAACCUAGUCCUCUGAAGAUCACUGACCCAAAGAGCCCUGUAAAAGCGAUGUCUGUCUCAACACUUGAACGUCUUUCUGAGAAACCGAAAGAUGAAGUACACGAAAUCGAAAUGAGUGUGGAUGACGAGAUGAAUAGCUCGAAAGUGAUAAAUGAAAUUUUUGAAGUUCUUCAAGAGGAUGGUCCAGACAUAGAAAAGCUGAAGAAAGAAAUGAGCAUGAGCCUGGAAGGUGAAAGUGAUGAGGAUGAGCAAGAAGAGUCUCUGAAUAUUUCAUCAAUGUCUCUGUUAACCCCUCUAGUGGAAUCUGUUGGUCCAGAGGCCUUUAUUUCUCCUUGUAAGUCAACUGGUGAAGGUAGCAGUAUCAGUGAUGUAAGCCUGACGUCUGAAAAGUUCCAAAGGACUAAAGUCCCCAGGGCAGAAUCUGGAGACAGUAUUGGCUCUAUGUCAGAAGAUCGCAACCUUCCGUAUAGUGUUGAUGCAUAUAGAUCUCAAAGAUUCAAAGAAACCGAUCGUCCUUCAAUAAAGCAAAUCAUUGUUCGCAAAGAAGACGUGUCUUCCAAACUAGAAAUGAGAAAGAACGGCCCAUCUGAUCAAGCCAACAUCAAAAAGAAAAUGCAGGAGCUGAAUAACGAGAUCAACACGCAACAGAAUGUGAUUCAUCAAGCCAGUCGAGCUCUGAACUGCUGUUUUGAUGAGGAACAUGGAAAAGGAUCACAAGAAGAAGCUGAAGCAGAGAGACUUCUUCUCCUUGCAACUGAGAAGAGAACUGCUUUAGUGGAAGAACUGAACAAACUGAAGAGUGAAGGACCUCAGAAUAAAAGAAAUAAAGCUGCUUCUACAUCCACUGAAUUUGCUCCAUCCAGGGGAUCUGUUUCCAUUUCAGAAAUGCGUCUACCUCUAAAAGCUGACUUUGUGUGCGGUACAGUUCAAAAGCCAGAAGCAGCAAAUUACUACUAUGUAAUAAUCCUGAGAUCUGGAGCAGAAAACAUGGUUGCAACUCCAUUAGCAAGUACUGCCAGCUCCCUGAAAGGAGAUGCUCUUACCUUUACUACAUCGUUUACUAUGCAUGAUGUCUCAAAUGACUUUGAAAUAAAUAUAGAAGUUUACAGUUUGGUGCAGAGAAAAGAAGUUGCGAGCACUGAUAAAAGGAAAAAGGCAAACAAAUCUAAGGUUAUCACUCCAAAGAGAUUAUUAACAUCUAUUACCUCUAAAAGCAACCUUCUUACUCCAGCCAUGACCAGUCCAGGUGUCCCCAAUGUACGCUCUACUAACUUCAUCCUUGUUGGAUCCCACAAGCUAUCACUGUCUUCAGUAGGAAAUAGCAAAUUUGCAUUGGACAAGAUAAAUUUUGAAGGGGAGGAAAAAGAACUUUUGGGCUAUAUGUUCCAGGACAAGGUUCCCUUUUUGUCUCCUCUGGAAGGUCAUAUAUAUCUGAAAUUAAAAUGCCAAGUGGACUCCUCCAUGGAAGAAAAAGGGUUCUUGACUAUGUUUGAAGAUGUCAGUGGAUUUGGAGCAUGGCAUAGGCGCUGGUGUGUGCUGGCUGGGAACUGUAUCUCUUACUGGACGUACCCAGAUGAUGAGAAACGAAAGCAUCCUUUGGGCCGGAUAAACUUGGCCAACUGCACCAAUCAUCAGAUUGAACCUGCCAACAGGGAGUUCUGUGCUCGUCCCAACACUUUUGAACUAAUAACUGUCCGACCUCAGAGGGAAGAUGACAGAGAGACACUUGUCAGCCGAUGCAGAGACACGCUCUGUGUUACAAAGAACUGGCUGUCUGCUGAUACAAAAGAAGAACGGAACCUUUGGAUGCAAAAGCUCAACCAAGUCCUUGUUGACCUUCGCAUGUGGCAGCCUGAUGCCUGCUACAAACCUAUUGGAAAGCUUUAA